UAUGAUACUCAGGUGACCAUUAAGGCCCAUGGGCCUCUUACUUAGUAUUAAGCUUUAUGACCUACUUUAAAAAAAAAAAAUCGCCCUAUUCAAUAUAUUUAUAGAUUCCUUACGGCAAGACUUAAUUCCAUACCAUGAUCUAUGCGACAUUCACUUUCUCCCGAAACAGCAAGGUCAUGUCAUAUUGGUGUUGAGGCAUCUCCAUGUGUGAAUUUAUGGUCAGAUAUGUCGUGACCCUUUGAAAUUUUUCAUGAGAAUAAAGAUUGAAGAAAGAAAUCACAACAGCAGGGCGAAGAUGACUCAGGUGAGGGAUAUGGUCCAUGGGCCUCGUGUUAAAACGGGCGUUAGUUUCAGUAGUAGUACAAUAAAUGGCAAAUCUCGGUUGAGGGGUUUUUUCUGCCUUUGGUCGGAAAUAUUAACCAUUUGGAGGGUCACAACUUUAACGGUCAGAAGUACCUUCAAAGGUGGCUGCUCUCUAUUCUUUUUCUCUUGAAGAAUCAUCCACAAGGCAAAAUAGAAAUACAUUUAUGUUUUUACUUGAAUUAGGGGCGAUAUUUCAUGGUACAUGCACUUUGAUUUUUAUCGUGAAGUAGAUACAAAUUUGUUACCAUGUUAGUUGCCAUUACAUUGGGCAUUGGUUUAUGCAGGUUUAGUAUAGAGACUUUACUUCCAUGCUCAUCCCACGGACAAGGGUGGUUUCUUUGAUAUAUACUUCGAAAGUAUGCGUGUUCAAGUCAGAGUUGUUAAAAAAAAGUGGUCGAUGAUCUUUUCAAAGUAUUCCUUACAACAGAUCCGUGUUUCAAGACUGCAAAGAGGAAAUGAAAUCUAUCUGGACAGUGCUGGUUUAUCGUUCCUUAUCAUUUUGUGUUGGAAGUCUUCGUAUUAAUAAUUGACAUCUCUUCUCAAUCGCUGGAGGUCAUAUUUAUACAAUACUUCAUGGACUUGGAUCUUCGAAUCGAUUUUGAUUGUCGAUUAUUCAAACUAAGUUUAUGAUGGACUACGUAUGAGGUACUAAACCUUUGAUAUACCUGUUGAGUAGAGCUAUUGAAUACACAGGUAAAACACGACAGACUGUCGCUGUGAAUUAUGCAUUUAUUUUUAACAAGUUUGUUAUAAGGGGCUCUCUGAAAGAUCCUCGGAUUAUGGGAACCGCUCCCGGAUCAAAGGUCAGCUGAUCCCUCGAGAAUUACUUUUCGAUGCCUUUGCUAUACUGAUGCACUUUCUUUCCCAACAGAAUCAGUGAAUUAUUCAGAGUGAACAGAUGGUGUUUGCUUAAUUAACGUAACUUGCAGCAAUGAAUUCUAAUGAACGGGUUCCUUCGGGAGGCUACACCUGAAGGACUCUCUGAAUGCUCAGGUCCUCAUCAAAUAAAUAUACAGGUGUGACACAACAAGCAGUAACCCCUACACAAAUGUAAGUGUACACGCUGAGAAUUAAUAUGUUAGGGCGAGUAUGAAAUAUCAGAUGGAUUCCUGCGUCAAAUAAUACAGUACACUUUAUCAUAAAUAUAUUCAACUGCAAGAAAAAAACCCACCCAAAUUAAAUCGCAUGUACUCUUAUCUUUUUUAAUAUUAAAAUAUAAAGAGAUUGUCCAUAUUUUCUGAUUUAUUCUUGAAAUCCGAUUUCAUCGGUUCACGUAACAAACUAUGGCUCUGGUAUGUAAAUUACUAUUUGCCUUAUGCAGAAAAUAUGCAAAUAGAAAUAUUCUGCAUCAACUCGGAGCGACCCAAAUGGGUGUUUACCUAAAACGGCAUAGCUGUACUGUGCAUUCCCCUAAAGUAAAUCAAUUAAAACGAUACUUGUAAACUUUGGCUUUUGUUUCAAUCAGGGAUUUAUAGACAGUGGCUUGAAGCUAAUCAUUAUGCAUUUUUACUGAUAAUAUUUGCACACAGAAAAUGGAAUUAAAGCUGCUUUCUUUAGAUGUAUGUUACAUCGAAAUGCGUGUGUAGAGAUUUUGAUCUUUUAUAGUACGGGAUCAGGAAAACACUGUCAUUUGAAGCGUGACUCGUACAGUAAAUAAACUAUUUCUGUGUAUUUGCGCUGUCAUUUUAAACUUUAUUUUCGUAAUGAACUUAAUCCCCUUUGACACAGCUGAAAAGAAAGCAUGAAAAUCAAAUUAUUAUUUGAAAUAGAGAUUCGUUUUUAAGAUUUUAGGUAAAUGUAAAAUAUUUCAGAUAAUAGGGACAAUUUUCAUGUUGGGAUAUUAAUUAAUGUGCAUGAUAAACCGACUACGCUGAGAAGUGACAGUUUAAGGACACCUAUCUUUUAAUCAGUCUGGUAUAUCGAUCUUGAGCGUCAAUACACGGUAUCUAGCGCUGAGUAAGCUCAGUCCACGCGGAGCGCCGGAUGAGUAACAUCAAGGACCUCCAGGACAGCAGAGGGCGUCAGAAGGACUUGUCCACGAUAUGAUAAACUUUUAAAUGAUUUUACAUGUGAGAAAAGGACUCUUCAUUUUGAAGAUUUAAAAUUCUAUUUAAACGAUGGGUUUUAGUACACACCGAUUUGUUGGGACUGUGGACCCGAAUUUGAUAUGCGGAAUUUGCAGUUCUGUCAUCGAGGAUGUUGUGUUGACUCCUUGUGGGCACACAUUUUGUUUCUGUUGCCUGGAGACUUGGAUGAGUAAACCGAGAGUGAAUUCAUGUCCUGAAUGCAGAAGCACUAUGUCGCUGAAGGACGCAAAACCAGUGUUAUGUCUUCGCAAUCUCGUGAACGGUUUUGAUGUCAUGUGUGACAAUAGCGACCGUGGAUGCAAAGUAGUUGUGAAACUUGAACGAUUGAAAGCACACCUAGAGGUAUGCGGAUACACUCUUGAAAAAUGUGCAGGAUGUUUAGAAAUGGUGAGCCGGUCAGAACUUGCAAACCAUCAAGUGACUUGCGAGGGCAUUGCGGCAUCUAUGAAGAAUGAAAACUACGACUCCUUUAUGCGUAAAUCUAUGGAAGCGAUAUCUCUAGAAAAUAAAGCUACAUCUUUAGAAUUUUCAGGACUUCUUGCAAAGAUUUCCUCAUUAGAAUUUCAAUUAAAAUCUUUGAAAAGAGAUUUACAAAUAUCCGAGUCGAAGAAUCGUGUUCUUGAAAGAGAGUACAGGAGAUGCAAGGAUGAGCUGCAGCAGAAGAGGAACGAGAUUCUGGAUGUGCAGUACGCCGAGUUCGACCCGGACUACGACUACGGCUACACACCACAGACAGUGGCCAAGUUGUCCUUGCUCAUCGCCAGAUUUCUGUUAAAGAAACCGUCGUAUGUGGACAGCAACAAAAUUUUUGCAGCUGUAAAACGGUCUUAUGAGCAAUAUGCUCGUUGCGGCACCCAGUAUGAACACGAUGUCCACAUGCUUGUUGCCACUGCUUUUGCAAGCAACUGGUUCGGCGAAAGUCAAAGAAUCAACUUCCACUGUUGGCUUCAGAGCAUCGCUAGAUAUCGACAAUACGCUCACUCUGAUAGGGACUCGUGUGAGCAUCGCAUUUAUCAAUGAAAAAGACAUGAAAUUUAUUGAAAAAGGACAGUUAUAUGAAAACACAUUUAAUUAAUUACUGGUAAAUAAGAUAUAUCUCGGUGACAGUGUUGCCAUCAUCGAUGAUAUAGCAGAUGAUUCAAAAUUGUAACGCAUGCGUAAACGUGGGACAUUUCUAUAAUGUAUUAACAAUUCUAAUUCUGGAGUGUAACGAUUUGCUGGCUGUGUUUUUGGUAGCCGUACCUCUUAUUGAAUAUUUUACUGUGACAGACAUUUUAAAUCCAUCUCUCACGAACGGAAUCGACACCCCUGUGUCGAAUUCCCGUCAAUUCAGUAAUCUGUCCUCAUUUUCGUAUCUUGCUUGAAUGGUUCUUGAAACCACACACAUUUGUGUGUAAUAAUCCCAAACAUGUGACUUUUAUCUUUCUGUAUUGAACUAGGGAAUUUCAAACUAGCUACAAGUAUUUGAUGAUAGGCUAAUAAAGUGCAAUUUGAAGUCCUUUAACUUUUGUAUUCUUAGUGAAGUGACUCGUUUCCUGCGAAUGGACAAUCAAAGAAUUUAAUUGUG
Messenger RNA from Ostrea edulis (European flat oyster), 4017 nucleotides. RefSeq names its product E3 ubiquitin-protein ligase PDZRN3-B-like. Gene Ontology annotation, molecular function: metal ion binding. Gene Ontology annotation, biological process: tumor necrosis factor-mediated signaling pathway; regulation of canonical NF-kappaB signal transduction; positive regulation of JNK cascade. The coding region runs from base 2481 to 3470 and encodes 329 amino acids. The transcript has a single exon. Lineage: Eukaryota; Metazoa; Mollusca; Bivalvia; Ostreida; Ostreidae. Gene Ontology annotation, cellular component: plasma membrane signaling receptor complex. The record is from RefSeq and is a predicted model, not a curated record.